This is a messenger RNA of Centropristis striata (black sea bass), 816 nucleotides long. RefSeq names its product cadherin-related family member 2-like. The record is from RefSeq and is a predicted model, not a curated record. Gene Ontology annotation, biological process: homophilic cell-cell adhesion. NCBI's taxonomy places the organism in Eukaryota, Metazoa, Chordata, Actinopteri, Perciformes, Serranidae. Gene Ontology annotation, molecular function: cadherin binding; calcium ion binding. Bases 282 to 737 code for a protein of 151 amino acids. Gene Ontology annotation, cellular component: membrane; catenin complex. The transcript is spliced from 8 exons.
GUAGGUUAACUAUAAUUGUAUUAGAUGCCAACGACAACCGACCCAUAUUCCAGCAGUUUUCAUAUAAUAUUGAGAUCCCAGAAAAUACCCCUGUAGGUACGACUCUGUUCAGGGCUCUGGCUACUGAUGAUGACAGUGGAGCAGCUGGUGCUGUUCAAUACAGCAUUAAUAAAGUUACUCCAAAUGAUGGAUUUGGUCUUUUUAGCAUCGUAAGCACAACUGGUGAGGUUAGAUUAAGUGGACGUCUGAAUUAUACUGAACUGAGCCCUUUCUAUCAGCUGAUGAUUCGUGCAACGGAUGGAGGAGGCCGGUGUUUUCAUGAGGAGCCUAAUUUCUUUUCAAGCGAGGCUUUUGCCUCCGUUACGAUUCGGGAUCUACCAGACCUCGACCCACUGUUCAUUGGUGUUCCCUACGUAGGGAAGGUUGUAGAGAAUUCCCCUGUGGGCCUUUCUGUGUUAAAAGUGACCGCUAUAGACCAGGACACAGGAGUCAAUGACGACAUCAUCUACAGCAUUGAAGAUUCCACAGCGGAUGGGCUAUUUGCAAUCUCAGAAACUGACGGCGUCAUAUCUGUACUGCAAAAUAUCGACAGAGAAGUUAUCGGGGGCACUGUUACCCUGACUGUUAAGGCUACUGAGUCUAAAAAAAACAUCCUCAGUGUCCAUGCCAGCACCACAGCAAAUGUCCAGAUCAGGAUCAACGUCAACAACGACAACGACAACAGACUGGAGUCUUAAAGUGUGGAGGUUUGAGACAGGAGCCCUCCUGAGUGAAGACCUGACGAUAAUUCGUUCUGCUGGGGGGGAAAACCUCUGG